This is a messenger RNA of Salmo salar (Atlantic salmon), 3365 nucleotides long. Its product is annotated as zinc-binding protein A33-like. The record is from RefSeq and is a predicted model, not a curated record. Gene Ontology annotation, molecular function: zinc ion binding. Lineage: Eukaryota; Metazoa; Chordata; Actinopteri; Salmoniformes; Salmonidae.
CAGAGCAGCACAGUAGCAUGCAGCUAUUCAGCGAUACUCUCAGCAUUCAUUGUUUACUGAUUUGAUUGAUUUACAUUAUCAAUGGACUUUGUUCAUUGGAAUCGUUGGAAAUAAUCAACAUUCAAACAACCAUCGAACACAAAGAGACAGCAUAAUCAAAACUGUGAUUUCGAUGUUCUACUGACCUUGCUGCUGUAAUUUUUCAAAAGUGAAAGUAAGCCUUGUGAAAGUAAACCUUAAUUCCAAAAGCCAUUACAGAAGAGAGACAGUGAUGGUGUAAAAUGGCAAAUAAAUCUUCUCUACCAGAGGAGGAUCUCUGCUGUCCUGUGUGUUGUAAUAUUUUCAGGGAUCCAGUUUUCCUGUCGUGUAGCCACAGCAUCUGCAAAGCCUGUCUUCAGGAAUUCUGGAAACAGAAGGGAUCUCGGGAAUGUCCAAUGUGCCGGGAAAGAUUGUCAAUGGAAAACCCCCCAUGUAACCUGGUUUUAAAGAACCUGUGUGCGGCCUUCUUACAGGAGCAAAGUCAGAGAGAUUCAGCAGGGUCAGAGAUGCUCUGCAGUCGGCACAGUGAGAAACUCAAACUAUUCUGUCUGGAUGAUAAGCAGCCCAUCUGUGUGGUGUGUCGGGAUUCAAAAAUACAUAAAAAGCAUGACUGUAUCCCCACGGAUGAAGCUGCACUGGAUUGUAAGGAGGAAGUUAAGACUGCACUGAAACCCUUAAAGGAGAUGCUGGAGGACUAUAAGGAAAUUAAACUGAUCUGUGAUCAAACAGCAGAGCACAUUAAGAGCCAGGCAGAGCACACAGAGAGGCAAAUUAAGAAGGAGUUUAAGAAGCUUCACCAGUUUCUACAAGAUGAAGAGGAGGCCAGGAUUGCUGCACUGAGGAAGGAAGAGAAGCAGAAGAGUCAGAUGAUGAAGACGAAGAUUGAAGAGAUGACCAGAGAGAUCUCUUCACUUUUAGACACAAUCAGAGACAUAGAGAAGGAGCUCGGAGGUGAAGACAUCUCAUUCCUGCAGAACUACAAUGCCACAGUGAAAAGAGCCCAGUACACACUGCCAAAUCCACAGAGGGUUUCAGGAUCACUGAUCCAUGUGGCAAAGCACCUGGGCAACCUGCAGUUCAGAGUCUGGGAGAAGAUGCAGGGGAUAGUUAAAUACACUAAUUUGAUUCUGGACCCCAACACUGCCCAUCCACGUCUCAUCCUGUCUGAGGAUCUGACUAGUAUGAUAUACCGUAAUGAGCCACAGCAGCUUCCUGACAACCUAGAGAGAUUUGAUGAAUGCUUUGUGGUCCUGGGCUCUGAGGGCGUUAGCUCAGGGACACAUAGCUGGGACAUUGAUGUUGGAGGAAAUAAAGCCUGGGUCCUGGGUGUGGCCCCAGACUCUGUCCAGAGGGAGGGCGAGUUCGGCUUCAGACAUAGAACCUUGGGUGUGUGGUGUAUUAAUGAGAAAUAUUAUACACAUUCCUUAUCAGAGGCACUUACUCCAUCCACUCCAUUCAAAGUGAGUAAGCCCCAGAAAAUCAUAAUGCAGCUGGACUGGGAAAAAGGACAGCUCUCAUUUGUUGACCCAGUCAAUAACACGCAACUUCAUAAAUUCAUGCAUACUUUCAAAGAUAGUCUUUCCAUACAUCUCUAGCAAACACCCUCUUAGGAUUUCUUUGUCAGGGGAUUUCUGCCUCUGUCCAAAUCAGGGACAAACAUGCUGUAAACUAGUCAGUAACACUCACUGAUUUCCUUCAGUGCAAGAUUCUCACAGAGGGAGAGCACAGACUGUGAUGGCGUGAAGAGGACCUUCCUCCACCAACAAUACUCCUGCUGUAACCCACCUGUCAAACAACAUGCUGUUUUGAACUAUGUCAAUUUGUAUAACAGCAUGUAAAUACAUGUUAUGUUGCAUUGCUUAUUACUGUUAUCAGUGAGGGUUUCCAUUUCCUGUGUGUUAUAGGGCAGGAUUUUUAAACUGUUCUGUUCUGAGGCCCCCGUUCCAAGGCCCCCAAAAUGUGUGCUCAAUAUUCAUUCUUGACGCUGACAAUAUGAAAUUGAACAAUGUUUUAAGCCUAAUUCCUGUAAAACACUGUUUAACAGUUUGUUCGUGUGAGAUGUUUUGCCUUUUCUAUAGUUUUUUUGUUGUUAUUUUCAUUUUCAGGGACCCCUGGGAUGCAUCAAACAGACACAUGACAUUGUGACUGUGACACAUUGCUGAAGUCUUCUGUAAUGUAUUCUUAGUACAGUAAUACCUACAGUAUACUGGCAUUAAGAUUUCCUUCAUUGUUUUUCUUUGAAUAUUUCAGAAUAAUUCUUGAUUCUGUCCAUUCAAUUAGUUUAUUCCUGAUGUUGUGUUCCAAUAACCAGUCCCACAGUAAUGAGUAAUGUCCAAUUGUUUUCUUGGGCAAUGUCGGCCCUUGGUGGUUAGAGUAGACUACUGCAACUGAGAUUGAGCAUACAUUUUUUUUUGAUAAGCUUUGUUGAUGACCAUUUGUGAUGGUCCGCGGUUUAUUUGAAAGAGUGCUCCGUAAGCCACAUUUUAGUGAGGUGAAAAGCCUGUCAUUUUACAAUGGGUCCGCGUGGUUCUGUGUGGCCUACUUAUGCUUAAUUAUUUGAGACCAGUGUAUUGCAGUUAAUUUUGUCUUUGACUUAAUAAGUCAAACAUAUUUGAAUAGUUAACAGGGAAACAACAACGAGUCCCAGACAGUUCGCAAUAGAACAUACCAGAAGGGGGCAUCGUUUACGACCUAAAUUAUUGGGAUCAUCUGGUUAUCACCAGUGUUUGGAAUGCAGUGAGCUCGUUGGCAAAACAGACCAUAAUCAUUACGCAGGUGCACCUUGUGCUGGGGACAAUAAAAGGUCACUCUAAAAGGUGCAGUUUUGAAACAGAGCACAAUGCCACAGAUGUCUCAAAUUUUGAGGGAGUGUGCAAUUGGCAUGCUGACUGCAGGAAUGUCCACCAGAGCUGUUGUUAAUUUCUCAACCAUAAACCACCUCCAACAUCAUUUGAGAGAAUUUAGCAGUACUUCCUACCGGCGUCACAACCGCAGACCACGUGUAACCACGCCAGCCCAGGACCUCCACAUCCGGCUUCUUCACCUGCAGGAUCGUCUGAGACCAGCCACACAGACAGCUGAUGAAACUGAGGAGGAUUUCUGUCUGUAAUAAAGCCCUUUUGUGGGGAAAAACUCAUUCAGAUUGGCUGGGCCUGCCUUCCAAGUGCGUGGACCUAUGCCCUCCCAUUCACUAGGCCCUAAUCUAUGGAUUUCACGACUGCGCCCUGCACACUGUUUACUGCAAUUGUCUGGAUUAUCUUGAGACCAGAACAAAACUACUUAUUUGAUUAAAUUAGAGAUUGAAAUAAAUUGUGUUUCUUUACGAA